Xenopus tropicalis (tropical clawed frog) is the source of this 6268-nucleotide messenger RNA. RefSeq names its product GRB2 associated binding protein 1 (gene gab1). Gene Ontology annotation, biological process: signal transduction. The coding region runs from base 559 to 2718 and encodes 719 amino acids. The transcript has 11 exons. The record is from RefSeq and is a predicted model, not a curated record. NCBI's taxonomy places the organism in Eukaryota, Metazoa, Chordata, Amphibia, Anura, Pipidae.
GAGGAAAAGAGAGAGAAAGAGAGAGGAAAGGGAGGAGAGCGAAAGGAUUUACUGUUACGAGAUAAAAAAUGUGUUAUAUCCAGUGCGUUUCCAGGAGGAGACGGAUAAAGCGAUUUAUUUCUUUGCUCAAACGCGAAUCCCCGGUGCUGCCCUCCGUAAUGGCACUGGGCUUAUAAAGCUUAGCCCGCCUGCGCCUUUUCUUCUGGGAAAAAAAACUUGUGUCCAAAGGAAGGAGGCGGAAGAGGCCAAGCAGCGACUCCUGUCGGGGAAAGGGGGCGAAGGGUGGAGAGCUGGAGUAGUUUAGUCAUCCUUUAUGUGCGCCCCUCUCAGCUGCUGCACUCAUGGACUCACCCUAGUCAUAAUAACAACGCUGUAGGUACUCUCACUGGGACUGGGAAUCCCGGACACGCAACUUUCCGACACAGGAACAACACAAAGUUGCGCAGUUCCCCCCUUUCCCUGCGGGACACAACGCGCCGGUGGGGCCGCAGGAGCAGCUGGAUACUGGAGCCCCAAACUACUAACCCGGAGAGCAGGAGGGGAGCGCCGAGGAGCAGGAUGAUGAGCAGUGGCAGCGGCGGAGGGGUGGGGGCUGGAGGCGGCGGGGAGGUGGUAUGCUCGGGAUGGCUCCGCAAAUCCCCCCCGGAGAAAAAGUUGAAACGUUUCGCAUGGAAGAGGAGAUGGUUUGUCCUUCGCAGUGGACGUCUAACAGGAGACCCAGAUGUGCUGGAGUAUUACAAAAAUGAUCAUGCAAAGAAGCCAAUCCGCAUUAUUGACUUAAAUUUGUGUGAACAAGUUGAUGCUGGGUUGGUGUUCAACAAAAAGGAAUUUGAAAAUAGUUAUAUUUUUGACAUCAAGACCAUUGACAGAGUAUUUUAUUUAGUGGCAGAAAGUGAGGAAGAAAUGAAUAAGUGGGUUCGAAACAUCUGUGAUAUCUGUGGAUUUAAUCCCACCGAUGAAGAUGUUGUAAAACCUGCUGUUAAUUCAGAACCUUCCAACCAAGCAGCAUUGGUCCAAGGCCCUCUACCUCCCCCUUACCAGCUUAUAAAUAUGCCACUUGUGGAAUCCUCAAAUAGCCAAGAAGAUCCCCAGGACUAUCUUUUACUAAUAAACUGCCAAAGCAAGAAACCUGAACCAUUGAGAACUCAAGGGGAUUCCACAAGGACAGCCACAGCCGAAACAGACUGCAAUGACAAUGUUGCUACUCACAAAGGUUCCUCGGCCCAAAAGCAUGCAGUGAAUGGAUACUUUCAGCAAUCUAGUAUUUAUGACUCUCCAUCCCGUGGUGGAUCAUCUUCUACAGAACCUAGUUUCUACAGUCUUCCUAGAAGCUACUCACAAGAUGUUUCACCAAAAGCUACUUCUCCAUCAGCCGCUGAUAUGGAUGGAGAUUCAAAUGUUUUUAACAUGUCUGGAGCCUCUUCUCUAGAAACACAGCUAAGGCAGUUUUCAUUAAGCUAUGACAUUCCUCCAUCAUCUGGAAGCACUUAUCAAAUUCCCAGAACUGUUCAUGAGGGUGCUUUGGGUCAGUCUUCAGCAAAGUUAGAGUCCAUUACAGAUGUUCCUCCUCCCAGACCGCCAAAGCCUCACCAGUCUUCAGAACGAUCUCCAAGUGAAUAUGGUCUUACACGGACUGUUUCAGAGACUGAUAGCAACUACUGUGUUCCAACAUCCGGAAUGCCUGCAUCCCGUAGUAAUACUGUUUCAACUCUAGAGUUAAGUAAAUAUAAGAAAGAUACAAGUUCUCAAGAUUUCUAUGACAUUCCACGACCAUUUACAAGUGACAGAUCUAGCUCACUUGAGGGCUUUCAUGGCCAUUUUAAAAAUAAAAGCUUGUUGGGAUUGGGAAGUUUUUCUAAUGAAGAGUUAGAUGAAAACUAUGUUCCAAUGAACCCGAACUCUCCUCCGCGACAGCAUUCCAACAGCUGUACUGAACCAGUUCAAGAAACCAACUAUGUUCCUAUGACUCCUGGCAUGUUUGACUUCUCAUCAUUUGGAAUGCAGGUCCCACCUCCAGCCCACAUGGGCUUCAGGUCCAGUCCAAAGACCCCUCCCAGGAGGUCUGUUCCAUCUGCUGACUGUGAACCCCCACCAGUCGAUCGUAAUCUCAAACCAGAUAGGAAAGGUCAGAGCCCUAAAAUUUUAAGACCUAAACCUCAUGGUUUAGAGCGAACUGAUUCCCAAACCAUAGGUGAAUUUUCCACAAGAAGAAAGGUAAGGCCAGCGCCAUUGGAAAUCAAGCCUUUACCUGAAUGGGAAGAAUUAAUGCAGACGCCAGUCCGUUCUCCAGUUACAAGAAGCUUUACACGGGAUUCCUCUAGGUUCCCUAUGCCUCCCAGGCCAGAUUCAGUACAUAGCACAGCUUCCAGCAGUGACUCGCAGGAUAGUGAAGAAAACUAUGUAGCCAUGAACCCAAGUCUCUCCACAGAAGAUCCAGGUUUGUUUGGGAGCAGCAGCCUUGAUGAAGGCCACAGUCCUAUGAUAAAGCCUAAAGGAGACAAGCAAGUGGAAUAUUUAGACUUGGAUUUAGACUCUGGAAAAUCAACACCACCAAGAAAGAAGAAAAGUGUUGGUUCUGGAAGCAGUGCUGCUGAUGAAAAGGUUGACUACGUUGUCGUAGACAAACAGAAAACUCUAGCGCUGAAAAGUACCAGAGAAGCAUGGACUGAUGGGAGACAGUCGACCGAAACGGAAACGCCAACUAAGAAUAUAAAAUAAACGCCCUUAGGAUUUGAACACUUCUUUUAUUAUCACAAGGGUGCAGUUUGGAGCAACACAUUCUAAUGCCUUCUAUGAUUGAUUCUGCAGAGAUGGAACCUAUAUUUGAUCUUUGUGGUGGAUCAGCGAGGCAGAGACUGAAUUGUGCACUGUGCUAUCUGUAGAUUUAAGCCUGUGUAAAUAAAUAAUGUUUUAUGUAAAAAGAUUACCAUCUAACAAGAACCAUUUGUUUAACACAUCUAGCCAUGUUUUGUAGUAGUAUUAUUAUUAUGUUUAUGCACUUUUUGUGGUUGAGACAAUGGUUCUGCCAUUUAAUACCGUAAGCCUUUUUUGUUAUUAACAUAGCUUAUUUUUAGUGGGAUUUUAUCAUCCACAUUUUUAAUACACUAAGGAUUAUCCCUGUAAGGAAUAGAGAGUCCGUGAGAGUAUUACAGUGUACAAGAACUCCAGACUUUCUGUCACUUGCACCAGUCAAAUGGCUUCUAACAAUACACCGAUAGCAGCUGAUGUACCUACUUAACAUCCGUUAUGGUUAACUUACAUUUAUAUACUGUUGUGAUAAAUGCAUUGAUAUUCCCGGGGCUUCAGGAAUGGCCAGCCCUUGUUUUAAAGGAAAAAAACCCCUGCAAAUUAGGGGGAAAAUACCCCCCCCUCUUUGACAUAAGCUCAUUCCAAAUUAAAAAAAAAAAUGUUUGUCUGUGUGUAUGUACGCACACACAGGGACUUUGCAAAAAAAAAAAAAAAAAAUAGCACGUUUAUUAAGAAAAAAGGUCCAACAUUUUAAGCACCAACUGUGCUCUUCCUCAGUUUUUGUCCCUGAGGAAGAGCAAAGUUGGUGCUCGAAACAUUGGACCUUUUUACACACACACACACACACACAUAUACUUAUAUAUGUAUGUAUAUAUACAUUUAUUAACAGAAUGUUUUUUGGGUUAGUCAUGUAUGGACACACUCGGGACCUUUCUGAAGACGUGCAAUUGUUUUGAAAGAAAGGUCUCCUAGUGGAACCAAAAUGUUAACAACCUUUGAUUUUUGUCAAACUUAUUUGAAUUCCCUGAGUGCAUCUCUGCAUGACUGUAUGGACACACACACACUACCAUGUACUUCACUCUAACUAAGCUGCAUGAAUCCUAAGUAUUCCAAGUAUUCUGGAUAAAACAUCUUACACCCAUGUGUAUAAUAGUGAAUAAUAUACCCCUUAUUGUAAAAUGUAAGGAUAUUAUGUUACCAAGAAGUUCCAUGAUCAUUUAAAGGAACAAGGCCAAAUGCUUUUAUACAGGUCAUGGAAUGCCGAGGUGACUUGUAAUAUCCUCAUAUUUUACAACAGUACGUAUAUAUAUAUUUUUUAAUAAGACACACGUUUGUGAGUCAUGUGACCCAAAUUACAUCACAACAUUGAGUAUGACUGAUGACCUCACUAAGCAGCAUUUAUGAGGAUACAAUUUACAUGGUAAUCAUGGCUGCAUUACAUUAUACACACAUACAUGUAUUAUCCAAAUAAAUGAGCCUAUGUCAAGAUGAGAUUUUUAAUUGGGAUUCAGGCCAAAAUAUGUAUUAUGUAUGCAUUUAUUUGUCCACCAUCCUAAAGAUAAUCAAUGUAGUGGGCUGUGGCUGCUGCACCUUAACCUGAGGUUUAUUAAAGUAUGUCAUUCUUUGUUAACUUCGGAGAUCGCUCAACAGUAAUGCAUAUUUAUCAUUUUAUGUCUGAAACUUCCAAUAAAGCCGAAAGCUGUGAUAUGGAAAUCAAAUGUAAUGACACAGAUGUUGCCUUGAGCAAGGUUAGUCCUGCAAUAAGUGCAUUUACUUUGCUGAUGUUGUACUCAUUGAAUUUGUGGCGAUUCUGCAGGAUAGAAUCUUCCACUGAAUGAAAAAGACUGAAUGGGUUUAAUGGAAGUCCAAGUGCUGGGCCCAUCUGGUGAUCACAUUCCCAGAAUCAGUCUUUUCAUACGACUUACUACAUAUGGUAGAUGAAUAAUAAUCAGGUACGUACAAAGCACUACUGUGCUAAUACACUGAUCAGGUUUUUGCAGUGAAAUAUAUAAGCAUGUUAAUGUGGAUGAUCUAAUACUGUAAUGUUUCAUUAAGACAGCUGCCAUUAACUUUUCUAGUACUAGUAAAUACUGUGAUUUCAAAUUUUUUUUUUUUUUUAAUUUUUAAGUAGCCAAGUAAAGACUAUUUGACACCACUGUGCCCUUUUUAUAUUGACCUGUUUUACUUUUAACACCUGCUUAGCCUUAUAUUUAAAUUUCCUAUGCAAAGUUACAUGAACUGUUUAUUGAUGUAGUGUAAAUGGUGAUGUUGGAAACAAGAUCCCCCGCCCCCAAAGAGCUUCCUAUAUUUUACUAUGCUCACCGCCCCUCCCCUAUAAUUCAUGUCAAUGAGCAGCAUUUAUUCAGUAGCCUUGCAAACAGUUGUUACAUUUCUUGUAGCUUGCCCUGACCUGCACAUAUAAGUAACACCAAGGGGUAUAUUUAUGUGGAGACAAACAUCACCGGUGAUACUUCCCAUAGCAACCAGAAUAGGCUGUCUUUAGUAGUGGCAUGGUCUGGGGCAAAACAGCUGUUGCAGGGGCAUCAUUAUUUAGACAACAUAUGAGUGUCCAAUUUACGGCCCUUUAACUGUUAAGAAAGUACAACUAAUCCACAUGUAUUUCUGCUUUUGGCUAGAAAUUGUACUUCAAGGUUGGGCAACAUCGAUAGAAAGUAUUGUUGUCAUUUUGCCCUACCAUAUACCUUUUAUGCCUUACCCAUCCAUUCUGUAACUCCAUGGGGGCUCUGGGCCUUCUUUGGACCCUCUAAAGACCGCUCUGGUUGCAGAGAAAGCAUUUCUAACUGUUAAAGUGCAUAGUACUACUGUUUUAAGGUAAGAGGUAUAUAUGUCUGCCUUAUGCUUUCCCAUUUCUCAAUAUUCAGAACUUUAUUGGUAAGCCAAGUGCAGUUUUUAUUUAGGACAUUAAACAUAAUAUUGAUUGGAAUAUUAAAAUGUUUAAAUUCAUUGUUAGACUGGGAAAAAAACCAUUGGGUUGGGCCAAAGAAAGCCUUUUUAUUUGCUUCUACAGCUUUACUUUACAUUGCUCUUCUCCCCCUUCUGGUCCGAGGUGAUUGUACACAUAUACCUUGAAUGUUCAACCUUCAGCCCUGUGGCUGCCAAACUACAACCCAAAUGUCUCCAGACAGAGCUGGGUGUUGUAUUAAAACUAGAGUUAGGGGGCUGGAUGUUGGGCAUCCCUGGUAUAUUGCUUAUUUUCCCACCCCACCAUAAAACUGGGCAAAAUGGUGCUUCUGUAUGCAAAAUAAUGAUGUCUUGGUACUUGAAUCCUCAUGGCAAAGUGAGUGUAUUAACCUUUUCUUCCCCUUGUAAUGCAAAAUAUUAAUAUUACUCUGUGUCAACAUAUUCACUUGGAUUAUUGUUUGCUGUUGGUAUAUUAAGUUGGGUACUCAAUGUUGGCACUGGAGUCAGAGUGCAGGAGAUCCUGUAUGUCUAUUCUAACCAACUUACACAGAUUUUUUUUUCCCCCUCAUUUCCCAAAUAAAUAUGUUUUUUAAUUUUA